Messenger RNA from Eriocheir sinensis (Chinese mitten crab), 1509 nucleotides. RefSeq lists its product as uncharacterized. The transcript has 2 exons. Lineage: Eukaryota; Metazoa; Arthropoda; Malacostraca; Decapoda; Varunidae. Bases 137 to 1270 code for a protein of 377 amino acids. The record is from RefSeq and is a predicted model, not a curated record.
CUACAACACCCCCCACACCCCCUUCCCCGAUGGCUGGGCUACGUUAUAAAGCGUGAUAUCGAGGACACGGGUUGCACUGAAGCUGUGACAUCUCCUGCGUACACUUCACCCUCCUGCCUCUACUCUAGUCUUAAGGAUGUGGCGCUUGGCGGCGACGCUGCUACUGGUCAGCUUGGCCUCUGCAUGGCCAAGGGCCAGUUACUUCAAACCAAAUCGUCCCUUCAACAACCAAUGUCCCCCCAUCACUUCGGUGGUGCAAAGCAAGACGGUCGAGACUUCGGUUCAAGUCACGACCAUCACGGCCGGCAGCACUCAGGUCGUCACCACCACAAUAUUUAGGGAGACAAUAGUGCCCACGACACAGUUUCAGACGGUCACCACAACCCUGGUGCAGGUGACGACCAGUGUUGUGCAGAGCACCACGACUGUUUUCCGUAACGUGUUGGUGACACAGACCGUGCAGGGCCCCGGCACGCAACAGACACGCUUCGUCACCAGCACGCGUGUCGUGCCGCAGGUCAGCUUCAUUACGCAGACGCAAAUCAGCACACAGGUGGUGCCAGUGGAGGUAAUUCUCACUCAGAUCCAGACUGUCACACAGCCCUUCACCAACGUUUUCACUCGGACACAACUCGAAACCCGUGUCUUUACGGUCACCGGACCUGACGUGGUACAGACACGCGUCCAGACGGUGCUGCAGACGUCCCUCGUGCGGGUGGACCAGCCUGGCGACACCCGCUUCGUCACGUCGACGGUUGUGCAGCAGCAAGUGCAGACCACCGUGGUGCGGGGCCAGGAUGUCCUCACAACCACUCUGGUACAGAGUCAGCAGACCAUCCCGUUCACGACCUUCACCACUGUUGUGCAAACUGCAAUUGUCACUCAAGAAGUGGUUGUUACCAAUACCAACAUUGUCACGCAGACACAGAUUCAAACGCAGUUCGUGACCCAGGAGCAGGUUCAGACUCAGGUGGUGCCCACUACCAUUUUUAGCACCAUAAUACAAACUCAGUUCCAGUCGUUCACUCAGGUUCAAACUGUAACUCAGACACAGUUUGUUACGUUGGGAGGCAGCGUCGUAACUCAAGAAGUGACGCGCACCUCUAUCGUUCAGGUGGCAGGUCAAGACAACGUCAUCACCAGGGAAUUCCUGAGCACACAGACACAGCAGCAGACCGUGCUUGCAACCGUAACACGACCUCAAAAGGUGUUGGUGACGACGAUAAUCGCUGGGCCAUGUGGACCUGGCGUCAACGAGGGAUAUUUCUAAACAAAGCAUUUCAAUUUUCAUUGUAGUUUGAUUUAAGGUAAUUAACCUAAAAAUACGCAGAUAUUAAUGACAUCAUAUAUGUAAAUAGGGUGUGCAUUAAUUAAAAAAUGUCAUAUACACGGCCUGUUGUGUGCUUGCUCCCUGAUGUGAUGCCUCGACAGCAACCAGUCAAGGUGAGUCUUGAAGCCAUUUGUAGUCUUAUGAUAUUGAUUUUUCAUUAUAGGAAGUGGUAACAGUGU